This is a messenger RNA of Salvelinus fontinalis (brook trout), 5423 nucleotides long. Its product is annotated as casein kinase I-like. The coding region runs from base 782 to 2134 and encodes 450 amino acids. Lineage: Eukaryota; Metazoa; Chordata; Actinopteri; Salmoniformes; Salmonidae. Gene Ontology annotation, cellular component: plasma membrane; nucleus; cytoplasm. Gene Ontology annotation, molecular function: protein serine/threonine kinase activity; ATP binding. The record is from RefSeq and is a predicted model, not a curated record. Gene Ontology annotation, biological process: peptidyl-serine phosphorylation; signal transduction; endocytosis. The transcript has 12 exons.
ACAGGUUGGACUGGCGAUGAACAGCGCAGCUGUAGCAAAAUGUUCUGUUCGGUUUGUUGCCUUCUUCUUUUUACCGGCAGUGGCGAGACUUAGCUAAAAAGACGACAGGCAAGGAGAGAGAGGAGUAAAAUUGAAGACAAUUACAUAAACAUUGCAUUUGGAAUUUCCGUGUCUUAAAACAGAACAGGAGAAGGUGUUCUUCAGUGAGCGGUAGAGCUGCUCUGUCUCAGUCCAAUCAGAGUUCCCAGACCACCGCUCCGCCAGGUGUAUCAGACCGCUGGGAAUGACUGCGCCUUCACAACCUCACCAGGAGUGGGCGCUGGAGGACAACGCCCACAUCAACCACACAGCCAGGAGCAUCUUCCUUCCUUUAGCUAGGAGAGCCUUUCUUUCUACCUUUAGCUAGGAUAGUGUACUUUGUUUGUGUGAGUCCAGUCCUGGGUUGAGAUACAGCUUUGUUGCCGGUGAUUGGAGAAGAGAGGGAGAGCUUCCCAGACCACCAGCAGAGGAGAGACCGUGAAGACGGCUGCCCGAUCCGGAUCAGUUCACCAGAUCUUUACUCUCACUAUUGCUGGCUUAAUUACUAGUUAUCAGCUCAACCGCUGGAAGUCCAUAGGCUAAAUAUAAAGGAUAUGCAGACACACUUUCAGGACUACCCCCUGCUCAGUGUGAGUUGCUCUGUUCCCCUCCACGUCCGCUGCCGGUCUGGUGGAUGUUUUGGCGGCUCUGAGGACUGCAUGGCAGUGGAGUGAUCGUGGAGAGGCCAGGGUACCACAAACUUAUGGACUUUGACAAGAGAGGAGGAGGAGGAGGAAAGGGGGAGGCAGAGGAAGGGAAGAAGAUGUCGAAGUCCGGAGGGAGCCGGUCGGGGCAUGGCAGUCGCAGCUCGGGGAGCAACUCCGGGGUGCUCAUGGUGGGCCCUAACUUCCGGGUCGGGAAGAAGAUCGGCUGUGGGAACUUUGGAGAGCUUCGCCUCGGGAAGAACCUGUACACUAAUGAAUAUGUGGCCAUCAAACUGGAGCCCCUCAAGUCACGGGCCCCACAGCUCCACCUGGAGUACAGGUUCUAUAAGCAGCUGGGGAGUUCAGAGGGCGUCCCCCAGGUAUUCUACUUUGGGCCCUGUGGGAAGUAUAAUGCCAUGGUUCUGGAGCUGCUGGGACCCAGUCUGGAAGACCUGUUUGAUCUGUGUGACAGAACCUUCUCCCUCAAGACCGUCCUCAUGAUCGCAAUUCAGCUGAUCACGCGGAUGGAGUUCGUCCACACCAGAAGUCUGAUCUACCGGGACGUGAAGCCUGAGAACUUCCUGGUUGGCCGGCCCGGCAGCAAGCGGCAGCACACCAUCCACAUCAUCGACUUCGGCCUGGCCAAAGAGUACAUCGACCCCGAGACCAAGAAACACAUCCCUUACAGGGAGCACAAGAGCCUGACGGGCACCGCACGUUACAUGAGCGUCAAUACUCACCUGGGUAAAGAACAAAGCAGGAGAGAUGACCUGGAAGCUCUAGGUCACAUGUUCAUGUACUUCCUGCGAGGCAGUCUGCCCUGGCAAGGCCUGAAGGCAGACACUCUGAAGGAGCGCUAUCAGAAGAUAGGUGACACCAAGAGAACCACGCCCAUCGAGGUGCUGUGUGAGAGCUUCCCAGAGAUGGCCACCUACCUGCGUUAUGUGGGUUCUCUGGACUUCCUGCAGAAGCCGGACUACGACUACUUACGGAAACUCUUCACCGACCUCUUCGAUAGCAACGGCUAUGUCUUUGACUAUGAGUACGACUGGGUCGGCAAGCCACUGCCUACUCCCAUUGGUUCAGUCCCCAGUGAGACCCUUCUACAGUCCAGCAGCAGAGACAAGGCAACGCAGCAGACCAAAAACCAGUCGCCAGAACCCAAAGGAAGUGAGUCCCAGCCCACUCCAGUGACCAAUAGGGAGCUGCUGGGGUCCCAUCUAACAGCUGAUGGGCUGGGUGGCUCCGUCCAGGUGAUGAGUUCGACCAAUGGGGAGCUGAAUACAGACGAUCCGACUGCGGGCCACUCCAACACCCCCAUCACCGCCCCGGCCGAGGUGGAGGUGGCCGACGACACAAAGUGCUGCUGUUUCUUUAAGAGGAGGACGGGGCAAGGCCUCCAGAGACACUAGUGAAGAAGAGGCAAGGCCUCCGGCGACACUAGUGAAGGGGAGAGGCCUCCGGUGACACUAGUGAAGAAGAGGCAAGGCCUCCAGAGACACUAGUGAAGAAGAGGCAAGGCCUCCGGCAACACUAGUGAAGAAGGGGAGAGGCCUCCGGCGGCACUCGUAAAGGGGAGAGGCCUCCGGCGGCACUCGUAAAGGGGAGAGGCCUCCGGCGGCACUCGUAAAGGGGAGAGGCCUCCGGCGGCACUCGUGAAGGGGAGAGGCCUCCGGCGACACCAGUGAAGGGGAGAGGCCUCCGGCGACACCAGUGAAGGGGAGAGGCCUCCGGCGACACCAGUGAAGGGGAGAGGCCUCCGGCGACACCAGUGAAGGGGAGAGGCCUCCGGCGACACCAGUGAAGGGGAGAGGCCUCCGGCGACACCAGUGAAGGGGAGAGGCCUCCGGCGACACCAGUGAAGGGGAGAGGCCUCCGGCGACACCAGUGAAGGGGAGAGGCCUCCGGCGACACCAGUGAAGGGGAGAGGCCUCCGGCGACACCAGUGAAGGGGAGAGGCCUCCGGCGACACCAGUGAAGGGGAGAGGCCUCCGGCGACACCAGUGAAGGGGAGAGGCCUCCGGCGACACCAGUGAAGGGGAGAGGCCUCCGGCGACACCAGUGAAGGGGAGAGGCCUCCGGCGACACCAGUGAAGGGGAGAGGCCUCCGGCGACACCAGUGAAGGGGAGAGGCCUCCGGCGACACCAGUGAAGGGGAGAGGCCUCCGGCGACACCAGUGAAGGGGAGAGGCCUCCGGCGACACCAGUGAAGGGGAGAGGCCUCCGGCGACACCAGUGAAGGGGAGAGGCCUCCGGCGACACCAGUGAAGGGGAGAGGCCUCCGGCGACACCAGUGAAGGGGAGAGGCCUCCGGCGACACCAGUGAAGGGGAGAGGCCUCCGGCGACACCAGUGAAGGGGAGAGGCCUCCGGCGACACCAGUGAAGGGGAGAGGCCUCCGGCGACACCAGUGAAGGGGAGAGGCCUCCGGCGACACCAGUGAAGGGGAGAGGCCUCCGGCGACACCAGUGAAGGGGAGAGGCCUCCGGCGACACCAGUGAAGGGGAGAGGCCUCCGGCGACACCAGUGAAGGGGAGAGGCCUCCGGCGACACCAGUGAAGGGGAGAGGCCUCCGGCGACACCAGUGAAGGGGAGAGGCCUCCGGCGACACCAGUGAAGGGGAGAGGCCUCCGGCGACACCAGUGAAGGGGAGAGGCCUCCGGCGACACCAGUGAAGGGGAGAGGCCUCCGGCGACACCAGUGAAGGGGAGAGGCCUCCGGCGACACCAGUGAAGGGGAGAGGCCUCCGGCGACACCAGUGAAGGGGAGAGGCCUCCGGCGACACCAGUGAAGGGGAGAGGCCUCCGGCGACACCAGUGAAGGGGAGAGGCCUCCGGCGAUACUCGUGAAGAAGAGGCAAGGCCUCCAGAGACACUAGUGAAGAAGAGGCAAGGCCUCCAGAGACACUAGUGAAGGGGAGAGGCCUCCGGAGACACUCGUGAAGGAACAAGACGGACUGACGGGAGGAAAGCUGUACUGAAAUUGAGCUGAGUGCUCUACACCCUCCUAUCUCUCUCUCUUUGUACAGUUAGAGCGCUCCCUGUUGACCCUCCUGCAGUACUACAACACAGACUAAUGCCUGGUGUGAUGACCUGCCUAGUGCAGACAGACCGGCAGGACCAAACGGACCAGAACCAUGAUUGUCUGUGUGCUUGGAGCUGAGAGGAUCAGAAGAAAUUCAUGUUUAUAUUUCUAUAAUGGAUGGAUGGAUGGAUAGCGGGGCGGAAAAAUGACCCUCAUAACGGACUGAUGGAAAGAGCCAGAAAAGACCUGAGAUGCAUAAAUAAGAGAUUUCUUUAAGGACAGAAAGACUGUUGGAAACGGUUUGUGUUCCAUAUAAACGUUCUGAACUGGAGGACAGAGAAACAGACUACUGUAACACAGUAGUGAUACCAUGCUCCAUUUACCAAGUCGUUGGUAAACUCCAGUAUAACAGACAGGAAAGAAAUAGUGAAAAUGCAUGAACACCAGAAUCGGAAGAAAAAUUUCACAUGAAUACAACUUCAAUCAAGCGAUCAAGUUUAUUUUAUAUAGCCCUUCGUACAUCAGCUAAUAUCUCAAAGUGCUGUACAGAAACCCAGCCUAAAACCCCAAACAGCAAGCAAUGCAGGGGGAGAAGCACUGUGGCGAGGAAAAUUCUUUCCUUUUUUUAUUUUAAAAUGAAGUUUUGAAACCCACUGAGUUGUUGAACAGUUGUACUUCGUUGUUCUUUAGAGCAUCUUCAGGAAACAGCUUUUUUCUUCUUCUUUAUUUCAUUCUGUUUUCUCAUUUCCUGUGGAUGUUGGUGACGGAUAGUGGCUGGUCUCAGGUACUGGGGGGGGGGAGAUAAACAAAUAUUUAAUCUCUUUAAAAUUGCACUUUAGAUGGGGGGGGGGGGGAGUUCAUGGAAUUCUGGGAUUAAAGUUUAACACCGACAAACAGAAAUACAAGCAGAUGUAGGAACAUUGAAACAUUGAACUGAAAGCAGUGAACCAGUACGGUUUUAUAACUACAGGAAGCCUGUAUAAAACUGGUGUGACUCAAAUGGCACCCUACUGCCAAUAUGUUGCACUAAUGACCUAAAUCAUACGGGUCCUGGUCAAAAGUAGUUCACUAAAAGGUAAAUGGGUGCUGUUUGGGACAAGCCCUAAGCGUCAAUGGGUUUUAUGUUGCUUGUCCAAGUCAGUCACUUGGGAGUCAUAAUUUUUGCCUCUUUUUUUUUUAACGAAUGUCUCAUUUUGAAAUGUGGAACAUAUUUACGUAUCUUUUUGUAAAUGUUCUUAAUGAGCAUUCUCAACCUGUUAAAUAUCUCUGGUGACACACAGACAUGCAAUGAAAUGUGUAUAGUAGUAAAAAAAAUAAAAAUGUAUAGUUGAGACCCAAUGUCACAAUGCAUUAUGACACGGUCGUCGUCAUGUCACAACGGCUGACAUUACUUGUCACAACCCGUUGUCAAAUCAAAUUUUAUUUGUCACGUACACAGAUGUUAAUGCGAGUGUAGCGAAAUGCUUGUGCUUCUAGUUCUGACAGUGCAGUAAUAUCUAACAAUUCCCCAGCAACUACCUAAUACACACAAAUCUAAAGGGGUGAAUGAGAAUAUGUACAUAUAUGGAUGAGCGAUGGCCGAGCGGCAUAGGCAAGGUGCAAUAGAUGGUAUAAAAUACAAUAUAUACAUGUGAUAUAAGAUAUGUAAACAUUAUUAAAGUGGCAUUAUUUACAGUGA